AUGAUUGUUAUUGCAUUAUACUUAACUAUUCUUAACAUUUGCUUAGGGGAUGUUUUACAACAAGAGAUAAAUAACUAUCCAAGUAAUGAUCACGAAAACGCACACGCAGAUGAUGGUUUAUACGAAUUGGCAAAAGUAGACUGGUUUAAUUUUACAACAGAUAGAAAUGAAGUUAUGGACACCUCACCUCUCCCCUCCAACGAUGAAGGAAUUAGAAGAGAUGGGACUUCUCUAUUUAAUGUUUUACAUAGAUUUAUAAACUUGAAGGGCGAAAUUGAGAAGGGUGUUAAUGCAGCGAAAAACUUGUUUGAUGGUGUGCGCAAUGUCGGUGACGAACUUUUUGGACUGUUUAAAAUCGGAGCCCAAAAGCUGGGUUACUCUUUUACUGACAAAAAGAGG
Molecule: messenger RNA, 399 nt
Organism: Iphiclides podalirius (scarce swallowtail)
Lineage: Eukaryota; Metazoa; Arthropoda; Insecta; Lepidoptera; Papilionidae
Source: the annotation of a GenBank genome assembly